This is a messenger RNA of Pecten maximus, 1418 nucleotides long. Its product is annotated as gremlin-2-like. Lineage: Eukaryota; Metazoa; Mollusca; Bivalvia; Pectinida; Pectinidae. The transcript has 2 exons. Gene Ontology annotation, biological process: animal organ morphogenesis. The record is from RefSeq and is a predicted model, not a curated record. The coding region runs from base 289 to 903 and encodes 204 amino acids. Gene Ontology annotation, molecular function: receptor ligand activity; BMP binding.
AGGCUCUCUCGGGUUGGCCGCCAGCCAGAUCUCUGCCUGCCCUCCACCAUUCUAAUUCUACAUUUGGCGCCAAAGGGCUCGGUCAAAAACUAUCAGAUACUUAGGUCUAUCUUCUCCCCAACAAAUACAUUUAUUACGAAGCAAUGUACAUUGACAGUCGGAGUUGUUCCUUUGACAAUGCAGGCGGCCGGUGCUCGCUACCAAAGUGUGAUACCAUUGCUAUAACUUUACACGAUACUAUUGAAGAAUGGGCGCCAGUACAGGAUAGCCAUCUUUUAAACGUAAAGAAUGAGGUUGUGUUACGUCCAACUGAAGACAACUGUCAUUGUCGGCAUUGUAUGGCUGUUUCUAUUGGACACUGAAGCCAUGAGACAGACACGUUACAGACACCGGACGUCUCCAGAAACAGGACGGCGGACAACAGACAGACGCCGUGGAUCUGUGAAAGCUAGAAUGCGAACACAAACAUUACCUCCGUUUGGCGAUGAACAAACCCCUAUCAAAGACUCGCGGAGGGCGCUUGGAGCAAAAGUUAAUGAUAUUAUUCGUCCAACAAGGGGGAAAAAGAAUUCAUUUGUGAUUACUAAACGGCGACAUUUAAAGAAAGAAUGGUGCAAAACUCAGCAUUUCACACAGGUAGUUCGAGAGCCAGGGUGCCUUAGCCGGACUAUAAUCAACAACUUCUGUUACGGCCAGUGUAAUUCUUUCUUCAUUCCUAAGUCUGACCGUCGUGACCUCAAGGAGGCAGCGUUUGUGUCCUGUGGGUUUUGUAAGCCAAGGGCCUUUUCGACCAUCCGGGUGACACUCAUGUGUCCUGGGAAACACUACAGACUCAAGCGAAAACGCAUCCUAAAAAUCAAAAAGUGUCGUUGUAUGGCACAAAAGGUGGACAUGAACGUGUGACAGUGUGGUCAAGCACGUGAUCGCGUGUGGUAGAUACAUCCUGAUCUAGCAGCUGGUGUCGUAAAUGUGUGAUACCUAACUGGAGCUUUGCGACUAAAAUCCAAUCGUCGUCCGUCAAUUCCGGUGGAAUUGGCAACUGUAACGGGUACGGAAACAUUUUUUGUUUGUUUUUGUUUUCCAAAAUAUAUGAUCAAAAUUCUUUCUCAAGUGCAAUAUUGUUCGUGUUACGUGUAGACUUCUGACUCAAGUGUCCUUAAUGCGUUUGUGACUAUUGGAUGUUGUGUACCUGGAUUGGCCGGGUGUCGGCCGAGAACCGGACGGAUAUAUAGGGCAGAGCCGUGAGUUAUACGAUAAAUGGGAAAUAGAUUACUAUUUAAUGUCCGCUAUGGCGACAAUACAAACGCUAUAUUCUGUUGACACUCAAAUUAUUUUAAAUGUCAGAUAACUGUUUUGUCUAUCAAAGUUAUUUAUUUUGUACAUGUAUGUCAAAUAAAACAGAUUUUACAAAAGUGACA